GGUUUGGGUGCCGCUGCCGCCGCCGCCGCGAGAGGAGGAGGAGGAGGAGCCCGUUGCCAUGGUGCCCAGCAAAUGCCGGCCAGCUGUCGCCGGGGCCCGACCGGGACACGCCGUCUCGGCAAACAAUUAUGGGCUUCAGCUGGUUCUCCAGAGUACAUCAGCAGCAGAAAGAACCAAACCUCUUGAGUUCAGAUUACACAAAGAGCAGCCAUAUCUUCAUAACAGAUUCUUGCAGCAUGAUCUUGAAAAGAACUAUUCCGGAAAACAAGCUGAUGGAAGAUUAAGUCCUAUAUCACGCAGUAAAAAGUUGUAUGUCCCUGUAGCACCAAAUUUUGCCGAUAUUCCCAGCAUGGAGGUGAAAUAUGGUGCAGGCUCUCUGGCAACAUUUGGAGACUCCUCCUUUCCUAACCCUUCAAAAUACAGACUUCAACAGGGCUGUCAUAAUGGUAGUCCAAAUAUUUCAGAUAAUAUCACUUAUGGGAACACUGCUUUUCCCCUAGUGCACCGAACUGCAGAAGAGAAAAUGCAGCAUUCUGACAGGCUGACUCUUGAAAGACAAAAGCUGACUGUUUGCCCAAUUAUUGAUGGAGAAGAGCAUCUUCGUCUGCUGAGCUUCCAGCAUAACUGCAUAACACGGAUCCAGAAUAUUUCUAAUUUGCAGCAUCUUGUUUUCUUAGAUCUGUAUGAUAAUCAGAUAGAGGAAAUCAGCGGCCUUACUACACUAAGGUCCCUCCGUGUUCUUCUGUUAGGAAAUAACAGAAUAAGGAGAAUAUCAAACCUGGAUAACCUUGUAAGCCUUGAUGUCUUGGACCUUCAUGGAAAUCAGAUUGCUAUCAUAGAAAAUCUCAACCAUUUAAGUGACCUCAGAGUGCUGAAUCUUGCCCGGAAUUGCUUAACAUACAUUGAAAACCUGAACGGGCUAGAUUCACUGACAGAACUUAAUCUUAGAUAUAAUCAGAUCAGAAUUGUGAAAGAUGUGGAUACUUUGCCCUGCCUCCAACGUCUGUUCCUCAGCUUUAACAAUAUAUCUCGUUUUGAUGACAUCUUGUGCCUUGCCGAUUCUGCAUCCCUUUCAGACGUCACCCUAGAUGGCAACCCGAUAGCGCAAGAGGCGCUUUACAAGCACACUGUUCUCCACCAUAUGAUGCAGCUCCGACAGCUGGAUAUGAAGAAGAUCACAGAAGAAGAAAGGCGCAUGGCAUCUGUUGCCUUACGAAAAGAGGAAGAGAAGCGGCGUGAAAGCCACAAGCAGACCUUACUGAAGGAAAAGAAACGAUUAACCAUUAGCAAUAUUGCCCAUCAGUGGGAGAGCCAACAGAACCGCUCUCUGCCUUCCAGCCAAGAAAACAACGAAGACAACGAAUCUUCUCACAACAGCAGGAGUACUCCAUAUGUAUUUCCCGAGGAAACCAGGUCUCUUGAUUCACUUUUGAACAAAGGCACGCAAGGGCUGUCUGUCCUGGAUUCACACUUGGUAGAGAUAGAAGGUGACACUGUGUACCUAUAUGGCUCUGGAGCUCUGGAAUCCCUUGAUCGAAAUUGGAGUGUUCAGACGGCUGGGAGCAUCACCACAAUCUCCUUUAAUUUCAUAGACUUUGAUGAAAUUGUUCCAGUGUUGCCAAAACUGAGGAUCAGAUUUCCCAAUUCUCUACACUUGAAAUUUAAGGAGAACAACCUUGCUGUAUUGAAACAGUUCAAUGCCUUAGCCCAACUUCGCCGCCUUGAGCAGCUAACAGUUGAUGCUCAAGGAAAUCCAGUUGUCACCUUCACCCUGUGGAAGUAUUACGUGAUGUUUAGACUGGGCCAUUUCAACCUGCAAAAAAUAAAUGGAAUGGAGGUUACCCAGAAUGACAUGGUCAUGGCCGAAAAUCUCUUUGGUGUCUUAGCAUAUGUAGCAUCUUCAGAUGUACCCUACUGCCGCCUGCUUUCAUUCCUCGGAGAUUGCAGGAAGAAACAAUUGUGUUAUCUUUUGGAAGCAAAGGGGAAGAAAUUGGGGACUGCCAGUGAGGAUGGCAAUGAUCGCCGAAAGCUGGGAGGAGAGAAUGCCAGUCGGCUGGCGCUGAAUUACACCACAAGAGAUUCCCAGACAGAAAAGCUAGAGGAAGCGAAGGACAGGAAGGACUUCUGCCAUUCCUACAUCCAAGACUUGGUGAAGGAAGCGGCUGACAUCAAUAUGAAGAAUGAGUCCUUGCAGAAGCUCUGGCCUCAGAUGUUCAUUGAACUCGUCCGAGAUGCAGUGAUUGAGAUUCGCAAUAAGGAUUCCUAUAUGAAGCUCUGCUUGCAGCGGAUCACCAGCCAGAAAUCGUAGGGACAUGGCUUCCUCUGCCUUUCAGGGCCACCCUACAUUUUCCACAAAGGCUUAAAAUAGUGUUAAAAUUACCGUCAUUCUAGGAGUGUGUGUGUGUUCCAUUGAAGAAGCCUCAUUUUCACCGUAAAAUGUCCCCUCUUUUGCAUUUUCAGAUGGAGUUCUUUUUCCUUGUUCAAAUAUACACCUGUGUGUCUAUACACCAGCUUAAAGCAGCAAUAUGCAGGUAACUUGGUAUCUGUGCUGUGGUUUACUGGCUGUUUUUUGUUGCUGAUGCUGCUGUUUUUGCUAGAGCACUCAAAUUAAGAGGUAAAAAGUCCCACUCUCUCUUAUCCUCAUCCUUUCAGCUGUUUUCCUGAUUUGGCACUAUUGUUGUUUGAGUUGGGGCAGAACUUCUCAGAUGGAAAUACUGGAUUGGGGGGAUUGAAAAAUCAAUAAAUUAUUCUUUUUGUAAACCCCAAA
Lacerta agilis (Sand lizard) is the source of this 2767-nucleotide messenger RNA. It is a transcript of the gene LRRC49, whose product is annotated as leucine rich repeat containing 49. The transcript has 17 exons. The coding region runs from base 59 to 2308 and encodes 749 amino acids. The record is from RefSeq and is a predicted model, not a curated record. NCBI's taxonomy places the organism in Eukaryota, Metazoa, Chordata, Lepidosauria, Squamata, Lacertidae. Gene Ontology annotation, molecular function: protein binding.